This is a messenger RNA of Halichondria panicea, 4547 nucleotides long. RefSeq lists its product as uncharacterized. Lineage: Eukaryota; Metazoa; Porifera; Demospongiae; Suberitida; Halichondriidae. The transcript has 12 exons. The record is from RefSeq and is a predicted model, not a curated record. The coding region runs from base 1258 to 3198 and encodes 646 amino acids.
AGUAAGCUGGUUUAUAAAAGCAGACUUUUUGUGUACCCAUUUAAGAAUGUAGGUAACUGUCUCUUUGUAUUCGCAGAAGUUUGCUAAUUCUCUAUCAUGUCUGUGACUGUACUGGAAUACUCAACGGUACAGACAGAGCUCCUCUCAACUGUCCAAGCUGGUCUCACUGCUGCUACCUUGUUGUGACUGUUCCACUAGCCAUUGCUAAUACAUAGAGCUCAGUAGCUACUUUUUAGCCUAGUACUAGCUAAAAGCAUGGGUUGGAGGAAAUAAAGAAGAAAACAUUGACCGAAACGCGGAUCGUCAAUGCUAUUUACGUAGGGUUUCCCAUCCCUCUCCCUUCUUAUAUCUAUGGUUUAGAGAAAUACGUGUAUGCAAUGAUGAAUAUGUUGAUGAAUACAAUGAUGAAGAGCAUGAACAGGGCGAACGUAAAAAUAAUGAUAGAGCGGAAAACGACUGAGCGUUAUAGAGACGGCAGUCAGUCGUACAGGAGCAGCUAAGACAACACAGUAGAGACAGAGUAGAGACAGAGCAUGAGGCAGCCCUACGAGAGAGAGACUGAACCGACGGAGUUAGCCAAGCAGUUAUGGAAGAUAAAUUGCCAUCAACUGAGCACAGGAACUGAAUGCCCUGAAUGCCCAGAUAUUCACCCUCCAAGAAAUUACAGAGAGCGGCGUUCUCUGACGAGAGGCGACCCUUGCCGAUUGCCAGUAGAACGGAAAGACGACCCCGUCCCAGAUCACAGUAGACCCAGAUACCAGAUUGACUCUGGAUACUCGUAGCCCAGUUAAUACGGGUAAAAGGAGGGGCAGGGCUCCACCAAUAGACGGCGAGGAUACAGAAAUAAGGUUCCAGGAUUGGCUACCUGCAUUGAUCCGGACAUCGAAAUGGAAUCAAUGGAAUCAAUGGACCACUGAAGAAGAGUUGGCAGGACAUCUCCGUGGACGUGCCCUACACGAGUGGGAGCUGAUGGAGGAGUGUGAUUGUGUUAGGGCUAGUGACAUAUUGUGUACUCGAUUAGACCCAGAGGAGGUUGGACACGAUCACGCGAGCUAGUUUUUCUGCUGACUCAGCACUGUUUUGUAGGGCAAAACCAAUGUACAUUUCAAAGAGGUAUAUCUCAUCUAACUAGUAAAAAAAUCACUGUUUUUUGUGUUUUCCUAUUCAAGUAAGUAGUCUUGCUGUCAGUAGCCACCCGAUCCCUGCCGAUCCCCGCUCAUUGGUGACAGUGCAGAACAGAAGUACCUGGUACCCAAUAUGGCCAACUUUUCAGAUACUGUUGAGCAGUUGUGUGAGGGUGUUAACGCUCUAAUGGUCACUCCACCACCCACCCCUGUGCCUACAACACCCCCUGCUAGACGUCGGAAGCAAAGUGUUACCCAACUUUCUCAAAGCCCUUCUUCUCGCCCAAGAUUAAGACAGGGUAUAAGAGACCAAAUAAUUGGUAAGAAGUUGUUUGGAAAGCAUACGAAGAAUCAACCACCUGUUUGGUCGAAAGAAGAAGAAUCAAGGCUGAUAGAAUUUAUGCUAAUCUUUACGGAAGGCAAAUCGUGGGUGAUGCACAAGUACACCCCAUUUUGGAAUGAGGCUGGGAAGCAUAUUCAGCGAUGUCUGAAAACGUUUCACCGUCGAUCAGGGAAUGCCUGCCGUAAAAGGGUUAUCAACUUGUCAUCGAAAUUUGAAUCUCCCCUGCAAGCCGACCAGAGCUGUAACAGUGAAGAAGCGAUUGUCACUUUUGAAGAUAAGUCUUCUUCCUCAGCAAGUCAUUCUAUGCCCGUUUCUCCUAAGUCCAGUGAUCCUUUGGUUGUUAUCGGAAAAUGCAAAGAAAACUUGAGGUCACUUAAACAAACAGAACAACUAGAAGCUCUGUCACAAUUGUUUAGUGAUUUUGGCCAGGUAGUCAUUCCACCUGACUUCCUAGAGCUAACUCGUAAUGCAGUGUGUAACCUUAAGGAAGAAGGUAGAGCUAACCUUGUUUAUAAGCUUGCCAGAUGCCUUGGCACAAAGCGUGAAGAUGGUAGUGACACAUUGCUCCCGGUUAAAAGAAUGCCAACCGGUUUGAUUGAGUAUAUUGUCAGCUUUUUUAAUGCGGAAAAUCUUCAAAAGGUACAAUGUCCUGCUGACUACAGACUUUGGCAACAAACGUUGUUCGGAAUGAAGUGGGUAAAGAUACAUGCUGGACCCAUGUGGAGUGAGGACACAGUUUCCCAAGGAAGUACCCUGGGUCAUAGCAAAGCUCAGAACCCUACGAAGGCGAGAGUCAACAUACCUGGUCUGUCUGAUAGAACCCUAAGGAGAGAUAUAGUAUCAAGUGGCUAUACCAUGGGAUCUGAAAUUCAGGCCAAUGCACUUGACCAAGCUGCUGCAAUGUUCCCAACUGACACCCAAUGGUGGAUCAAAGGGGAUGCAGUCGAUAUAGUCCCGGGACUAAGUGACUCCGUUAGAGGUGAAUGGUCUGGUGAUGUAGACCUAAAUGACGGCAAGCUGCAACUGAUGUUUUCUGAGUACCAAGAACGCUUGGACAAGAUCAAACACUUUGGCAUGGGUACCAAAACGGAAAUUGAAGCUGGAAUCGUUCAUGAGAAUCAUAAAAUGGAAGACACUCUUGCCUUUCUUACUGCAAAACUAGUGGAAGCCAAUGCUGACUAUGAAAACAAGCUGAAAAAUGCUAAAAAAUUGGAUAAGACUAUGUUUGAAGCUGCCUGGAAAGUAGAAGAAUUGGAUCGUGUGUGUAUAGGGUGUCGUUCUAUACGCACAGAGCUAACUGUUGUGCUUGAUGGAUUGCGUGAGUCAGAAUCUACCGUCCAGCAACUGAAUAUCCCCCGUCGCCUUACUGCCAUUAGACAAAGGUUGUCUGCUAUCGUAAAGGCGUUGUAUCGAUGGAAACGAACAGCUGCAUCUCAUGUGUUUGUGUUCAUGAUAUCAUCUGAGCUGCGAAACAAAAAGCCGUAUGCAUUGCCUGUUCAAUGUGUUCCAUGUGUCGGUCUGAAAGAAAAUGAUAUCAGACAGCUUACAAACAAGCUUAUAGCCGAGAUUGUGAAGCGCAAGAUGGAAGUUGUAGGGUCAGUGUCAAAUGGGGAGUUUAACUACAUGAGAUACAAGGGCUACACACGUCCCUUGAGUGUUUUCAAGAUCAGGGCAGAUGGUUCCCUGAUGGUACUGUUCAUGCAAAACGUGACAACCCUGCUGUUUCAGUAAUGCUUCUAAAUGAAAUUUGGAACUGGAAACAAUUGGGUGCUUCUACAGAGGAUGUGAUUUCUCGGCUGCGCCCAAGAACUGUCCCUAGUGGCUACACGUUUAACACAUGGAUAUCUGGGAAAUCAGAGAGUAUGCCAGAUAUGUUAAGAUCGAUCCUGUCUCAACUUCAGUAUACCUAUCUCGUACACAAAUGGGAUAGAGAAGGCAUUCCGUUCAAACAACAUGUCUAUGUGCCUGAAGUACACCCUCUAACUGGUAAAACCUAUCAUGAGAGGGAAGACGAAGACGAACCUCAUGUCUUAAAGAGAAUGGCAACAAGUACCAGAGAGGGAGGCCCUGAUAAUGUACAUGUAGAGAGGUAUGUCGAAGCUUUGUCUUGUCCUUCAGCAAGGUUGACAUAUUCUGCUCUGUCUGGUGCACGGAAACAAUCGGUGCAAGAUGCAGAAAGAAUGUUCAGUGUGGACAUGGUUGAAUUCAUGAAGGACAAAGGGUAUGAUAUCGAGGCAACCUAUAUCUCUGCCAUUGGUAAUUGGCGUCGAUCAUGUGACGAGCGUGGUUUAUCCCAACUACAAAGGUGUCGGUACAAUCAUCAACUCUUGAUGUUUGUCAUGGAUGACCUGAUGCCGUGGCACAAGACUGACUAUGAUCUUAGUGUAAUGGAGGUCAAUAGAAACGUUUCCAAUGUCUGUGGCUUCACACGGCAAACGUUGAUAGCUGUGACGACUAACAUUGAAAGUAGAGAGAAGAGGAGGAUGGAUAAUUUACAGAUGGGUAUACCCCCAGAGCACCCCAGAGCAAGCACGUCUGAUGAUGUAGAAUGUUUUUUUAGCGUCAUGCGAGACAACCUGGGGAAAAACUUUACGCUCAAAGAAGUCAAGUACAAUUUUAGGAAAGUCUGUAUGGAAUUUGAGAAAAGAAUCAAUCCAGACCUCCCUUACUUUUAUCAUACCUCAUAUCAUACCAGGUUUGCUGAGGGUGAGCUUCCCUCAUUUGACAAACCAUCGACAAGGGAAAAACGAGUGCAACGAGUCCCUCAAAGAGAGCAAACUGCUUCUUUUGUACCUGGGCGAGCAACUCUCCCAGUAAGAGGCUCUCUUUCUAUUCGACCUCAGUUCCAUAACAAGCCGCUUGACCUUCCUCCUCCUCUAAGUGCCCCAGUCCACAUUUGCGAACACUCUUAUUCUCAACUCUAGCUGGUGAACUGCAAUUAGUGUGCAAACAGUUAUGUAAUUAACUCGUUGUGUCAUUGUCUUAUAAUUAUUGUGUAAACUUUUGAUGUUCCCUUUGAGUCUGAAAUUAGACUGAAUUUGUCAAAUGAAUUUAAUUGAUGGUUGAUGAUUGAUGAUUAA